Solea senegalensis (Senegalese sole) is the source of this 10976-nucleotide messenger RNA. Its product is annotated as CUB and sushi domain-containing protein 3-like. Gene Ontology annotation, biological process: regulation of dendrite development. The transcript has 70 exons. The record is from RefSeq and is a predicted model, not a curated record. NCBI's taxonomy places the organism in Eukaryota, Metazoa, Chordata, Actinopteri, Pleuronectiformes, Soleidae. The coding region runs from base 52 to 10914 and encodes 3620 amino acids.
CUUUUUAAAAAAAGGUUACACACAUGCUUUAUAGUUGAGAACAAGAAGAGGAUGUGCAGAGACGGAUACUACGACGGAUCUAUUGAACUGCGGGACGUUUUCAACAGGAGAUGUGUUGAAUGUGGCCGAGGGGACUUUGUCCAAGGCAACACGAUGAGGAUUAGGACGGGACUUGUUUUUUGGAAUCUCGUCUUUUCGUUGAUGUUCAGUUGUGUGAAAGGUUUUAUCCAUACUUGUGGAGGCACUUUAAAAGGGAGGAAUGGGACAAUAGAAAGCCCUGGGUUUCCAUAUGGAUAUCCAAAUGGAGCGAACUGUACCUGGGUGAUCGUUGCCGAGGAGGGGAACAGGAUUCAUAUAGUUUUUCAAUCUUUCGCUGUGGAGGAGGAAUAUGACUUUUUAUCUUUGUAUGACGGACAUCCUCACCCGGCUAACUUCAGGACAAGGUUAACAGGAUUCACUAUCCCCCCGCCUGUUACCAGUUCUGGUUCCAUAUUUUCACUGAGGCUUACCAGUGACUUUGCAGUAAGCGCUCAUGGAUUUAAAGUAACUUAUGAAGAGCUGAGAAGCAGCUCAUGUGGAAAUCCUGGGGUUCCUCCCAAAGGCAUACUGAAUGGAACUCAAUUCAACGUGGGUGACAAGAUGCGCUACCGGUGUGUCACCGGUUAUGUCCUAGAUGGACACUCACUCCUCACCUGUGUCACUAAUGCAGCUGGUGUGUCAGUGUGGGACUUUCCGGUGCCUAUCUGCAGAGCGGAGGACACAUGUGGUGGCACCCUGAGAGGCUCCAGCGGGCUCAUCUCCAGCUUCGAUUUCCCCAGUAGUGACUCUCUUGGUGCGGGUGGAGGUGGAGGUGCUGGAGGCCUGGGCAGCAGUGGGGAAUGUAAGUGGACCAUCCUGGCUGAUCCGGGGGACACCAUCUCCCUGGUGUUCACUGAAUUUCAGAUGGAGGAGAAGUCGGAUUAUCUGGAAGUAGAAGGAUCUGAACCACCAACGAUCUGGCUAACUGGAGUGAGUAUUCCAGCACCCAUCAUCAGCAACAAGAACUGGCUACGGCUGCAUUUUGUGACAGAAAGCAACCAUCGUCACAAAGGCUUCAGGGCUCAGUAUCAAGUGAAAAGCUCUGGAGAUCUUAAAUCCAGAGGGGUGAAAUUAUUACCAGGCAAGGACAACACUAACAAACUGUCUCUGAUGAAUGAAGGCGGAAUCAAACAGGUGUCUAAUUACUGUCCAGACCCAGGGGAGCCGGAGAAUGGCAAACGUAUUGGCUCUGACUUCAGCAUCGGAGCAACUGCUCAAUUUACCUGUGAUGAAGACCAUGUGCUGCAGGGCUCUAAAACGAUUACCUGCCAGCGUGUUGCCGAAGUCUUCGCAGCUUGGAGCGACCACAGACCCGUCUGCAAGGUGAAAACGUGUGGCUCAAAUCUACAGGGACCAUCAGGGACAUUUACAUCCCCAAACUUUCCUAUCCAGUACGAAAGUAACUCCCAGUGUGUGUGGAUCAUCACAGCCAGUGAUCCAAACAAGGUUAUUCAGAUUAACUUUGAAGAGUUCGACCUUGAAAUUGGGUAUGAUUCACUAACCAUUGGAGAUGGAGGGGAAGUAGGUGACUCUAAAACGAUAAUACAAGUGCUGACGGGCAGCUUUGUCCCAGACCUGAUUGUCAGCAUGUCCCAUCAGAUGUGGCUGCAUCUCCAGUCUGAUGAGAGUGUUGGCUCGAUCGGCUUCAAGAUCAACUAUAAAGAAAUUGACAAAGAGAGUUGCGGUGACCCUGGCACACCUUUGUAUGGCUACCAAGAGGGUAGCGGCUUUUUAAAUGGAGACGUUCUGCGCUUUGAAUGCCAGUUUGGAUUUGAGCUCAUUGGGGAGAGGACGAUAACCUGCCAGAACAACAAUCAGUGGUCGGCUAAUAUCCCCAUCUGCAUAUUUCCCUGUUUCUCCAACUUUACUGCUCCCAUGGGGACCGUAUUGUCUCCUGAUUACCCAGAAGGCUAUGGGAACAACCUCAACUGUGUGUGGCUAAUUAUAUCCGAGACAGGCUCCCGCAUCCACCUGGCUUUUAAUGACUUUGACCUAGAGCCCCCGUAUGACUUCCUCACUAUCAAAGAUGGAGACCAAUCAGGAGCCACAAUGCUGGGACGAUUCUCAGGUGCGGAAGUUCCGUCCCACCUGACGUCCAAUAGCAACGUACUGCAACUGGAGUUUCAGGCUGAUCACUCAAUGUCAGGACGGGGCUUCAAUAUCACUUAUAGCACUUUUGGGCGUAAUGAGUGCCCCGACCCCGGCAUACCAUUGAAUGCCAGGCGCUUUGGAGACAGUUUUCAGCUUGGAAGCUCCAUCUCUGUGGUUUGUGAGGAGGGCUUCAUCAAGACACAAGGGGCUGACACCAUCACAUGCCAUCUUGAGGAAAGCAAAGUGAUGUGGAGUGGUCUCAUUCCCAAAUGUGAAGCUCCUUGCGGGGGCCACUACUCAGGUCCAUCUGGUGUCAUCCUCUCCCCGGGGUGGCCAGGCUACUAUAAAGACUCCUUGAGUUGUGAGUGGGUCAUUGAAGCUGAACUGGGACGUUCCAUCAAGAUCAGCUUUGACAGGUUUCAAACCGAACUGAGCUAUGACUUCCUGGAAGUGCAUGAUGGCCCGAACCUCCUUUCUCCUCUGAUUGGCUCGUUUAAUGGAACCCAGGUCCCUCAGUUCCUAUUUAGUAGCGGUAACGUCCUGUAUCUUCUAUUCACCACCGAUAACAGCCGCUCGAAUAGUGGCUUCAAGAUUUUCUAUGAAGUGGUUACAUUGGACACCUACUCUUGUAUGGAUCCUGGUAUCCCAGUGAAUGGCAUACGUUUAGGCCAUGACCUGUCCAUUGGCUCCACGGUGUCGUUCCAGUGUGACCCAGGAUACAGGCUGAGUCACGAGGAACCACUGGUCUGCGAGAAAAACCACUUCUGGAGCCACCAGCUGCCCUCCUGUGAUGCAUCGUGCGGUGGGGAUAUCAGGGGACCUGGAGGGAUCAUCUUAUCACCAGGAUACCCGGAGCUGUACCCCAACUCACUAAACUGUACAUGGACUGUAGAAGUGAGCCAUGGAAAAGGUGUUCAAUUCACUUUUCACUCCUUCCACCUGGAGGACCACCAUGACUACCUCCUGAUAACAGAAAAUGGCAGCUUUGCUCAGCCAUUGGCUCGACUCACAGGCUCAGAAAGGCCUGCACCAGUUAACGCUGGCCUCUAUGGGAACUUCAGGGCCCAACUACGUUUCAUUUCUGACUUCUCCAUAUCAUUGCAGGGAUUCAACAUCUCCUUCUCAGAGUAUGAUCUUGAACCCUGUCGGGACCCUGGGAAACCUCAGUUUGGCUGGCACACGGGUUCCAAGUUUGGAAUCGGUGACUCGCUGUCGUUCUACUGCAACACAGGCUAUCGUCUACAAGGGGCAAGGGAGAUAGUGUGCUUGGGAGGUGGCCGCCGUAUGUGGAGUGCCCCUCUGCCAAGGUGUGUGGCUGAAUGUGGGUCGACAGUUUCCAGCAAUGAGGGACUUCUAUUGUCACCAAAUUACCCUCGGAACUACGACAACAGCCAUGAAUGUGUGUACAGCAUUCAGGUCCAAACAGGCAAAGGCGUCAACAUCACUGCCAGUACCUUUCAACUAGCACAAGGCGACAUCAUCAAGGUGUAUGAUGGAAAGGAUGGUGCAGCGCCGCUCCUUGGCACGUACACGGGCACGGUGAUGCAAGGUCUGUCCCUCACUAGCACUUCCAACUAUCUGUGGCUCGAAUUCUACUCUGACCAGGAGGUGACAGCAGCGGGGUUCCGGCUCAUAUACCACAGCUUUGAGCUGUCUCACUGUGAUGAUCCAGGGGUGCCGCAGUUUGGCUUUAAAGUCAGUGACCAGGGUCACUUUGCCGGAAGUGCCAUCACAUUCGGUUGUGAUCAAGGUUACACCCUGCAUGGCAGUGGUAUACUAAAGUGCAUGACUGGGGAGAGAAGAGCUUGGGACAAUCACCUCCCGUCAUGUAUAGCGGAGUGUGGAGGCACUUUUAAGGGUGAGUCCACAGGGCGAAUCCUCUCUCCUGGGUAUCCCUUCCCCUAUGACAACAACCUGAGGUGCACCUGGACAAUUGAGGUCAACCCCGGCAACAUUGUCAGUCUCCAGUUCCUUGCAUUUGACACGGAGGCAUCCCACGAUAUCCUGAAGGUGUGGGACGGUCCUCCCGAGAACGAGAUGUCUCUGAAAGAGGUUAGCGGCUCCCUGCUGCCUGAGGGAAUACACUCCACUCUCAACAUCGUCACCAUUCAGUUUGAGACUGACUUUUACAUCACCAAGUCUGGUUUUGCAAUCGACUUCUCCAGUUCGCUUGCAACAGCCUGCCGAGAUCCAGGUAUUCCCAUGAAUGGCAGUCGCAAUGGGGAAGGACGGGAGCCUGGUGACUCGGUGACCUUCUCCUGUGAUCCAGGAUAUGAGUUGCAGGGCGAGAGCAGAAUCACCUGCAUCCAAGUGGAAAAUAGAUACUACUGGCAACCCAGCCCUCCAAGCUGCAUUGCACCUUGUGGUGGGAAUGUUACGGGAUCGUCAGGAUUCAUCCUCUCUCCCAACUACCCAAAUCCCUACCCACACAGCAAAGACUGUGACUGGCUUAUUGCUGUACACUCAGACUAUGUCAUCUCUUUGGCUUUCAUCAGCUUCAGCAUUGAGCCCAACUAUGAUUUCCUGUACAUCUAUGACGGCCCGGACAGCAGUGCCCAUCUCAUUGGUAGUUUCCAAGACAGUAAACUUCCUGAGAAGAUUGAGAGCACGUCCAACUUCAUGUACCUGGCGUUUCGAAGUGAUGGUUCCGUGAGCUACACCGGCUUUCAUUUGGAAUACAAAGCAAAAUUGCGGGAGGCAUGUUUUGAUCCAGGGAAUGUGAUGAAUGGCACUCGAAUGGGCGCCGACUACAAGCUUGGAUCUAUGGUAACAUUUCAUUGCGAGGCCGGUUAUCUGCUGCAGGGCUACUCCACUCUGACCUGCGUCAUGGGCAACAGCAAGAGACCAGAGUGGGAUAGAGCCAAACCAAGCUGUCAAGCUCCCUGCGGAGGUCACUUUACAGGUUCAGAGGGAACUGUGUUGUCCCCAAACUAUCCACAUAAUUACACCAGAGGCCAGAGCUGUGUCUAUGACAUCUUUGUCCCUGGGGACUUCGUGUUGUUUGGCCAGUUUGUGGUUUUCCAGACUUUGAACAGUGACGUGGUCGAGAUUUAUGAUGGAUCAUCUGCAGACUCAGCUCUGCUCUCCUCCAUAUAUGGAUCACAUUCAGGAGAGACACUUCCUUUAAGUUCAGGAAACAAGAUAAUGCUCACGUUUACUACCAAUGGAACAGAAACUGCAAAAGGAUUUCAUUUCGUUUACCAAGCCGUCCCCCGGACAAGCGCCAGUCAAUGUAGCUCGGUCCCCGAGCCCCGGUUUGGGAAGCGGAUAGGGAACGACUUUGGCAUCGGAAUGGUGGUGCUAUUUGAGUGCAAUCCAGGAUACGCACUGCACGGCUCCAACGCCAUCAGGUGUGAGGCCGUGCCCAGUGCUCUAGCCCAGUGGAACGGCACUGUGCCCACAUGUGUUGUUCCCUGCGGUGGAGUGUUAACUGAAAGACGAGGCACUAUCCUCUCCCCUGGAUACCCAGAAUCAUACGCCAACUAUCUGAACUGCGCUUGGAAAAUCUCAGUUCCUGAGGGAGCCGGCAUCCAAAUCCAAGUUGUGACCUUUUCCACGGAACACAACUGGGACUCACUUGAUUUUUUUGAUGGAGUUGACAGCAAUGCUCCAAGGCUUGGUAGCUACUCAGGCACCACAAUUCCCCAGCUGCUGAACAGCACAUCCAACAACCUGUACUUGACCUUCCAGUCUGACAUCAGCGUGUCCGCCGCUGGCUUUCACUUGGAGUACACAGCAAUAGGUUUGGAUUCGUGCCCAGAACCACUGCCUCCCAGUAACGGCCAAAGAGUGGGCGAUCGCUACACUGUGGGUGACAUGGUGUCUUUCCAGUGUGAUCAAGGCUUUUCAUUACAGGGUAAUACAUACAUUACGUGCAUGCCUGGUCCUGUCAGAAGAUGGAAUUACCCCGUGCCUCUGUGUUUAGCUCAGUGUGGAGGGUCUUUGACAGACUUCAGCGGCGUCAUUCUCAGCCCAGGCUUUCCAGGGAAUUACCAGAGCAGCCUGGACUGCAGCUGGAGAGUUCAGCUCCCUAUCGGCUUCGGGAUCCAUCUGCAGUUUCUGAACUUCUCAACAGAGCCUGUUCAUGACUAUCUGGAAGUGCGCUGUGGGGGUCAGGAGACAGGCACUGUGAUUGAUAGGUUCAGUGGCCCCAUGGUGCCCAACUCCCUCUUUAGCACCACCCAUGAGACCACGCUCUUCUUCCACAGCGACUACUCCCAGAACAAACCUGGAUUUCAAAUUGUGUACCAGGCAUAUGAACUACAGAGGUGUCCGGACCCACGUCCGUUCCGUAACGGCAUUGUGAUCGGCCAGGAUUAUAGCGUGGGGAUGACUAUAUCUUUUGAGUGCCUGCCAGGUUACACCCUGCUUGGAGAUCCGUCUCUCACAUGCCUGCAUGGAGUCAGCAGAAACUGGAAUCACCCUGUACCUCGCUGUGAAGCUCUCUGUGGUGGAAAUAUAACAUCUCUGAAUGGCACAAUUUACUCCCCUGGACACCCAGCUGAGUAUCCACACUUCCAGGACUGUAUGUGGACUGUCAGAGUGCCUCCUGGUUAUGGCAUCUACAUCAAUUUCUCUGUUAUAAAUACAGAGCCAAUCUACGACUACAUCACUGUGUGGGAUGGACCCGACCAGGCCUCCCCUCAAAUUGGUCAGUUCAGCGGCAUUUCGGUCCAGGAGGGCGUGUCCACCACUGCCAAUCAAAUCCUCAUCAAGUUCCACAGCGACUUCAGCACCAGCGGCUUCUUUGUGCUCCUUUAUUACGCGUACCAGCUGAGGACAUGUCAGCCACCCCCACCUGUUGCCAACGCCACUAUCCUAAGCGAUGAUGACGAGUUUGAAAUAGGGGACAUCAUCCGGUACUCGUGCCUGCCAGGCUUCACCUUGGUGGGCAGUGAAAUUCUGACCUGUCGGCUUGGAGAAAGGCUACAGAUGGAUGGACCCCCACCAGUCUGCCAAGUACAAUGUCCAGCCCAUGAGGUACGUUUUGACUCCACGGGUGUAAUCUUGAGUCCAGGCUUCCCCGACAAUUACCCCAAUCUCCAGAUGUGUUCCUGGCUAAUUAACGUGGAGAAGGGUUACAACAUCACUCUGCACUUUGAACUCUUCCAAACAGAGAAGGAGUUUGACAUCUUGGAAAUAUUUGAUGGUCCCAACAUCUACAGCCAAAGCCUCGCGUCACUCAGUGGUGAUAUUGAAACGCCCUUUAGCCUGACCACCACGGGCCACCAGCUCCUGUUGCGCUGGUCCUCCGAUCACGGCACCAAUCGACGUGGCUUCCACAUCAGAUACGUGGGUGAGUAUCAAACCAUGUACUGCAGUACACCGGACUCCCCACAACACGGCUUUGUAGUGAGCCAGACCGGGGGUCAUAUUAACAGCAUGGUGCGCUGGGCCUGCGACAGGGGCUACAAGCUGAUCGGAAAGGGCACGGCUGUGUGCAAGAAAGCUGUGUAUGGCUACUUCGCCUGGGAUGCACCAGUUCCUGCAUGUCAAGCUGUGUCGUGCGGUGUGCCCAGUGCACCAGUAAAUGGAGGUGUGCUCGCUGCUGAUUACUCUGUCGGCACACGAGUGACCUACUUCUGCAACAGUGGCUACCGGCUCUCCUCCAAAGAGUUGACGACUACAGCCUGCCAGCCAGACGGAACUUGGAGUAACCACAACAAGAUACCCCGAUGCACUGUCACGAUGUGCCCCAGUCUCGGCUCCUUCUCUCUGGACCAUGGGAAAUGGAGGAUAGUCAACGGUUCCCGCUACGAGUAUGGCACAAAAAUAAUCUUCACCUGCAACCCUGGAUACUACCGUGUUGGCCCUGCUCACAUCCAGUGCCUGGCCAAUGGGGCGUGGAGCUGGAGGAAUGAAAGACCUCGGUGUAGAAUUAUUUCCUGUGGCAAUCUGCCAACUCCUCCUAAUGGGAACAAAAUUGGCACCCAAACUACCUUUGGAGCAUCAGCCAUUUUCAGCUGUAACCUUGGCUACGUUUUAACUGGAUCUGCUGUGAGAGAGUGUCUCCUGUCUGGUCUUUGGAGUGGGAUGGAGACUCGGUGCCUGGCGGGUCACUGUGGUAUCCCAGAGCAGAUUGUGAAUGGACAGGUGGUCGGAGAAAACUUUGGUUACAGGGACACUGUAGUUUACCAGUGCAACCCUGGAUUCAGGCUCAUUGGCUCUUCUGUACGGAUCUGUCAGCAGGACCACAGCUGGUCCGGACAGCUCCCAAUUUGCAUCCCUGUGACAUGUGGUCACCCCGGUAGUCCCAUCUAUGGUCGCACUGUAGGUGAUGGCUUCAACUACAAUGAUGUUGUGCGUUUUACCUGUAACAAAGGUUACACCCUAGAAGGACCUUCUACAGCUCAGUGCCAGGCGAGCCGUCAGUGGAGCCAGCAGCCACCGACAUGCAGAGUUGUAAAUUGCACGGACCCGGGCAUCCCAGCCAACUCUAUACGGGAGAGUAAAAUUGAGCAUGGUAACUUUACCUUCGGCAGUGUGGUCUUCUACGACUGUAACCCUGGAUAUUACCUGUUUGGCUCGUCAGUGCUCACGUGUCAGCCAGAGGGCCACUGGGACAAACCUCUACCAGAAUGCAUCGAGGUGGAAUGCGGCCACCCAGGUUUGCCUCCCCACGGUGUGAUGAGUGGAGAGAAGUUUACCUUUGGCUCCACUGUGCGCUACUCCUGUUCUGGAGAUCACCAGCUCAUAGGAGACUCAUCACUCACCUGUCAACUGAACGGUCACUGGAGUGGUCCACUGCCCCACUGCACAGGCGACUCGGGAGGCACCUGCGGGGAUCCUGGCACACCUGCUCAUGCCAGCAGGGAGGCAGGGAACUUCAAAGUCCGCAGCAAGGUGCGCUUCACCUGCGCAGUGGGACACACACUGUAUGGCUCGGCAGAGAGGAUCUGCUUCCCCAAUGGGACCUGGUCGGGCAGACAGCCUUUCUGCAAACCUGUACAGUGUGGCAAUCCAGGUACCCCAGCUCACGGCCGCAUUUCCCGUGUCGAUGGCACAACCUUCUCCCACUCUAUUGUGUAUUCUUGUAUGGAAGGCUAUUUCCUCACCGGCUCGCCCACACGACAGUGUCUGGCAAAUGGCACGUGGUCUGGCUCGGCUCCAAACUGCACAAUGAUCACAUGUGGUGACCCUGGCAUUCCAGCGAAUGGACUUAGAUUUGGUGAUGACUUCACGGUGGGCCAGAACAUGACAUUCCUUUGCCAGCCGGGAUAUGUGAUGAUAGAAGGCGACAGCACUGCCACAAGGACCUGCACCAACAAUGGCACCUGGAGUGGCACCAUGCCAACAUGCCAAGUGGUGACAUGUCCUGCGCCACCACCCAUACAUAACGGCCUCCUGGAGGGCUCAGUCCUGGAGUGGGGCACCAGUGUCAGCUACAACUGUCUACCUGGCUACGAGCUGUCCUUCCCUGCUGUCCUCACUUGCACAGGAAAUGGGACUUGGAGCGGAGACUUGCCUCAGUGCUUGCCUAAGUUCUGUGGAGACCCUGGUAUACCAGCCAAGGGACGGAGGGAAGGGCGCAGUUUCAUCUUCAAAUCAGAGGUGAUGUUUAGCUGCAGUUCUCCGUUUGUGCUGGUUGGAUCGGCCACACGCAUGUGCCAGGAGGAUGGCACUUGGAGUGGAUCUCAGCCUCGGUGUAUAGAGCCAACAAGAACUACGUGUGAAAAUCCAGGGACACCUGAGCAUGGCUUCAUGAAUUAUACAACAGGCUUUAAGGUGGGCAGCAGAGUAGACUUCCAGUGCCAACAGGGACACCUACUGCAGGGCUCCACCACCCGGCUGUGUUUGCCUGAUCUCACCUGGACCGGCAUCCAACCUACCUGCAUCCCUCACUCCUGCAAGCAGCCACGGAGCCCUGCCAAUGCUGACGUCGCGGGUCUAGACCUGCCCUCCUACGGUUACACCCUGGUGUACACCUGUCAGCCAGGCUAUUUCCUCUCCGGGGGUUCAGAGCAUCGUGUCUGCCGCUCUGACAGCAGCUGGACUGGCAAGGUGCCUGUCUGCAGAGUCGGUUCCAAAUCACAUGAGAAAACUGUCAAAGCCGUACCGGGGACACCGAGCCCAAAAAUAAAUGUCCCUGACGACAUUUUUUCCCCGGAUUUCAUCUGGAGGGGUUCGUACGAUUACAAGGGCCAGAAACAGCCGAUGUCUCUGACAGUCACAAGCUUUAAUGUUACGACGGGAAAAGUCAAUGUAACUUUAAGCGACAGUAGUGUGGAGUUUCUGCUCUCUGGUGUAUACAAGCGCCAGGAGGCACGGUUAACACUCCUGCUCUACCAGAUGAGAGCACUGGCCCACAGCUCCUUGAGCAGAAUUACUGCAGAGACUUGGGCAAUGGAUGGAUUUGUUUCAGCUGAACCAGAAGGUGGCAGCUACGUAUUCCAAGGCUUUAUACAGGGUAAAGACUACGGACAGUUUGGACUACAGAGACUUGGUUUGAGUGUGAGAGAGAACGUGACCCUCCCUGACCCUGAAACCAACGGCUCCACUAACAGCAGUUCUGUUGCUGUUGCUAUUCUCGUGCCUUUCUUUGCCCUCAUAUUUGCAGGCCUUGGUUUUUAUCUCUACAAACAAAGAAAAACCGAUAAAGCGCAGUACACGGGAUGUUCAGUCCACGAGAACAACAACGGACAAGCAACUUUUGAGAAUCCGAUGUACAGUACAAACACUAAAGCUGCUGAAGGGAAAGUUGUCCGCUUCGACCCCAAUCUCAACACCAUCUGCACCAUGGUUUGAUGACUACAGAGUAUAAGAGAAAUACAGGAUAUAUAUAUAUAUAUAUAUACGUAUAUAUGUGU